Molecule: messenger RNA, 570 nt
Organism: Aspergillus glaucus CBS 516.65
Lineage: Eukaryota; Fungi; Ascomycota; Eurotiomycetes; Eurotiales; Aspergillaceae
Exons: 3
Coding region: 1-570 (189 amino acids)
Biological process (GO): malate metabolic process
Cellular component (GO): cytoplasm
Molecular function (GO): L-malate dehydrogenase (NAD+) activity
Source: RefSeq, a predicted model, not a curated record
AUGACCAGAGAUGCAUCAUCCACUCCAUCUUCACCACAAUCGCAACAACAUGUCCAACACCAAUCUCCUGCUUCGUUACAAACCCCUGUCAACUCGACCCUGCCCGUCGUAGCAGAGACUCUGAGAAAAGAAGAUGUCUUUGAUCCUGCUCGUCUAUUCGGCGUGACGACUUUGGACGUCGUUCGUGCUUCUACGUUUAUCGCGCAUGCUCUAGGUGAUAAUGUGGACCCCAAUGCGUUCAAAGUACCGGUUGUUGGGGGACAUAGUGGUGCGACUAUCUUGCCGCUUUGUAGUCAGGCAGGGUCGUCUGUUGAGUUGGAUGAGGUGUUGGGGGGAGGGGGGUGUUAUUCAUCGGGCGAUGAAAUUGUUAAAAGUAAACAGGGUGCUGGCAGCGCGACGACGUGCAUCGCGUACGCUGGGUUCCGCUUCGUCGGGGCUGUCCUGGCUGCUAGGAAUGGCGAUUCGGUGACUAAAGAGGCGUACGUCUACCUUCCUGGUAUCCCCGGGGGUAAGGAGAUUGCUGCUGAGCUUGGGGUUGAGUAUGUUUGCUGUGAAGAUUGUGCUGGGUGA